CAGGAAGUUAUGACAGAUACGAUGUACAUGUACAUCGUUUGGUGAAUGUUUAAACAGAAUGGAGGAUUGUUUAUAUUUUACAAUAUGGAUCGCGUUGAUGGUCCCUUUUGUGAGCGCGUAUGGCACGUGCGAAAAUGGAUCAUUGAAGGGAGUAAAGUGCUCUGCAGGUUGUUGCUAUGACAACGACUUCCCAGGCUUUUGGAAAUGUUGUGAGAGAUAUUAUAACUUCAACCCACCUAGAACUAGGCCUGUGUUCAUUGAAAUAGGAAGCGGCAUAUGCGGGCUUCUGGUCAUUAUAUUCGUCUUCAUUUGCUGUUGUAUAUGCUGUAAGAAGUUACGUAGAACACAAGGACACAUCGACCAAACGGAAACAACGUCCGUAUGUCAGCAGCCUAACCGGGCCCUGCCUCUCCUACCCCUUCAGGUCAUUUCAGGCAAUGUCGUUAGAAACGACAUAGCGUUUCAGGAUCCACCACCAUAUGAGCUAUUGGGAGCAAAUUGUUCUAGCGAGUCAUUCCACCAAGUCGUUAAUAUGCAGUCGGUCUUUGACGCGGGAAACAGCAUAGGGAAGCCACCGCCUUAUGAACUAGGGAGAGAUAAUUAUUCUAACGGGCCAUCCCUUCAAACCGGAAACAUGGUCCAGAGCUUUCCCCUCAGCAACAACAUGGCGGAGCCACCGCCUUAUGCAGAAGUCGUCGCAAAUUAUAAUCACCUUUAAUUGUUGUUUAAAGGUUCGAGACAUGUAUUAACAAUGUACUUAUUCUAACAAAUAUUGAAACGGGCAGAGUCUGAACUUUUAUUGCCGAACGCCUGUUGAGUAAACGACGUCUUCACUUAGUUUUCCUAGUAUUGUGUACGCGAACACAUUGAAAAUGGUUAUUGAUUACCCACAUCAUAAACAUAUUUCAUUCGACCAACGCACUUGAUUAUAAAAGGCCGGAAAUACAUAGUAACAUGUGAUUCGAAUGUAAAGGUCGGUAACAGGGAUCGCUAAUACAUUUAUAACUACCACUAAUAGUGUAAUGGUUGCAUUGUAUGCGAUAAAUGUUAUGAUCAGUAUCUUAUGUUGAUUGAGUUUAAUUCAAUCAUUUAAUAGAAAUGACAAAACGAUGCAUUAUAAACAGCAUGUACAUUACGUUAUAUCGAUAAUACACUUACACUAUGGUUAUCCCGAACCAAUAUGUUUUUCUUUAUCUAUUAAUUUGUUUUCCAAAUCAUAAUAAUGAACUUACACAUGAAGCUUUUAAAUUAACUAAUGGUGUCAAAUUGUGCUGUUAAUUGUUUGUAUUUGUAUAAAUUAUGUACAUUAAGAGUAUGUUCAUGCAAAGGUUUAAAAUAAACACAUCCGUCCAUCA
This is a messenger RNA of Mya arenaria, 1355 nucleotides long. RefSeq lists its product as uncharacterized. NCBI's taxonomy places the organism in Eukaryota, Metazoa, Mollusca, Bivalvia, Myida, Myidae. The transcript is spliced from 4 exons. The record is from RefSeq and is a predicted model, not a curated record. Bases 59 to 718 code for a protein of 219 amino acids.